Molecule: messenger RNA, 4777 nt
Organism: Drosophila navojoa
Lineage: Eukaryota; Metazoa; Arthropoda; Insecta; Diptera; Drosophilidae
Gene: ms(2)34Fe
Product: male sterile (2) 34Fe
Source: RefSeq, a predicted model, not a curated record
AAACAAAGGGAUAUUUUCGGUUUUUAUAUUUUUGAAACACCGGUUACAUUCGAAAAUAAACUGGCCAUAAUGAGUGUAUUAAGUACCCGAAGAACAGAAUAUAGCGGUCGUCGUAGCACUCGAAAGUCUCUGACCUCAUCAGCAUCGGGCAGCUACGAAAUUUUCUGCGUCAAUUUCUAUGACAACGGAUUGCGAGCGGUGCGAGAUGAAUACAUCAAUCAGAUCAAGCUCGGGCUGCGACAAUUUCUGUUUGUCAUCGAUCUGGAUGCGGAACUGGAGGAUAAUCGCUUGGCCAACCGGAGGAAGACUCGAACCAGCGGCAAGGGCAGACAGUCAGAAUUUUUACCCACCGAUCCUAUGACCCAUACGCUGUUGCGCAUUGAGAGCUGCCUGCGUGAAUAUGAGUUCAUAACCCGUAAGAUUGAAGCGGAGCUGAGCUUCAAUAUGCUCAAGUACUAUCAGAAGAGUAUGCCCGCCCAGCUAAAGAUACGAUCGCCUGACGCCAAAAAGGAGAAGCCAGCCGAGUCGAAACGUUCUGCCAAGUCCAAGGACACCGACACCGUUUCGUUGGCCAAAAUCACAUGCUUCAGCGUUACGGCCAAGGAACACCACAAAGUGGGCAAGGGCCAACCGCUGUCCAAGCGUCAGUAUAUUAAAGAUGCUCCUGCGAACACGACAAUACUUAUUGUCAUCAUUGGUACCCUACAAAAUAAUUUCUACAAGACUUUGCUCACAAUGAAUCAGCCGUUGCGUGGAAUCGUGCACUUUCUGCCCAAGGAGUGUGCCUAUGAUGUGCUGGUGCCGCGUCCACGUAUCGAGAAGGAGCGCCGCGAGACCAUCGAGACAAUCCAGGCCGAUAUUUAUAAGCUCCGUAAGCGGGUGUCGACAAAGCCCGUUGGCAUAAUGCAGCAACAGCUGCCGCAGAUGUCCAUGUGCCAGGCGGCCAGGUAUUCGAGGAAUAUUUUUGACCAGCUCACCUGGUUUCUGUACGAUAUGAAAGUGUUGCGGGAGCAAUAUGACGAGUACUAUGUGAAGCCGUACUGUCAGAUCGAUGUCAAAAUGAGUCCGAGCACCAGCAUGUUGUCCAGCUUCCAAAUGGCCGACUCUCUGAGCAUUCAGGGACACUAUUUGAAGGCUGAGAUGCCGGCAGUGCACGACGAUGAUGCCUCGGUCUAUUUGUACCUCGAGUCACUGAUGUGUACGUUCGGUAAUCCGCGCGAUUUGAUGACCGAAAUGGAGGUACUGAUGCUAGCAAAUCCCACAUCGAAUUUAUAUACCAAAACUCUGGAUAAAAUCAAGGUCUAUGCGAAUGCCUUCAAGAGCAUUAUUAAGCUGAUGAAAAACGAGCUGUUGUUCGUCGAGCAGGCGAAUACGCUGCUCGAGAGCGUUAUAUCCUACAUGGAUCAGAGCCUAAUGCGAAAUAUCUAUCAUGCGUGCUUGGAGUACAAUGUGCUGCGGCGUUAUUUCAGCUCGGGCUACAUCAUAGAGAAGCUCUACUAUACGCCCUAUAAUGGCGAUGGGGAACCGCGCCGUUUGCCCAAAUUCGGGCAACUAUAUUUGACGGACGAUUCGGUGUGCCAGCGCAUUAUACAGCUGAUCAAUGAGUAUGACAACUAUAAUAUCGAGGAAAUUCAACCAAAUAUACGGCUUUUUUCAUUUCGGCGCAUCCAGAACGAGGUCUUUGAGAAUGAGAAGCAAUUGGUUAUACCGACACGUCUAUGCUUUCGCGACUUUACGCUUUAUGAGAUGCAGGCGUUUCUCAGGGAUUUGGUCACGCCUCAGAUGUUUGAAACAGCGAUCGAUGUUAAGGGGGAACACACGCAUUCCGAUCAUCUGAGUGCCUUAAGUCUGGACGUUGCCAGUGAUUUUGAAGAGACGAACACGACGCCAUAUAGCUGUCCGCCACGGAAGCGUUAUAGUAUUGUUCAGCCGAACGUGUUCGUACGCCCCAAAUCGCUAAAGGCCCAAAGGAUGACGGACUCCAAAAAGGAUGUGGAGCCCAAAGAGACUGCGUCGAAGGCGAAGUCACCGCGACUCUCCCGAUUGAGGAGCAAGGAAAGUUUUCGUGUGUCCAAUAAAUCAGUACGCAACUCCACGGGGCGAAUCAGUACACUUCGCAGAGAAGCUUCCAAAACAAAUUACUCUGAGAAGCCAACAUAUAUUGGUCUAGGCCCGGAUCAUCCGAUGCUCAAGGGCUACAAUUUGGAUGAUGCACGGCAGACGAUCAAUGUGAAAAACUCGAAAUAUUACUUUGAAGAGGGCCUAAUAAAGCUCUACGAGGAGAAAUGGAACUUUAGGCAGAUGAACAAAUGCCUCACCCUGGAGAUAGAUAAGCAGACGUUGCACCUGACCAACGAGCUGGGCAGAAUGGAUAAUGUAUCGCCGAAUAUACGCUUUCAGACACCGAAUGGCCUUAGCUUGCGUGUAAGUCCCAAGGCCGAUGAAUGCGCCAAGGCGGUGCUCAACUAUCCGAAUGGCUUGACCCUCUACUACCACGACACCCAUGUGGAGAACUUGUGGUCGGGUCAGCAGAGCGAGCUGAACGAAAGUCGGCGCGUUCAUACGCCCUACGGCUGCGUCAUCACCUUCUAUACCAACAACGAUAUGGUGAUGAUAAUGCGCUAUAAUGGUGAGGUCUAUCGAUUGUAUAGCGCGCCGGAGGUGGUCGAGGAGGACGAGGGCGUAGUUGAGGAUGAUCCGAGCUUCAUCAAUGCCUGCUCCACCCAAUCAACGUACAGCAGCUACAAGCCUUUGCCGAAAUGCGCGGCCAAAAAGUUGAGUAAGCCGAGGAAUACAUCGUUGACGAAUCGCACAGUAGGCGGGUCGGAUGCGAAGGGGCGGCGUUCGCAGGAGCCGGGCUCCACCUCAUCCGAAACUCUAGCCGCACGGGCGGCCAAGCUGGAGGCGCGUCAAAUGAAAUUGGCCCAGGCCACAGCUCUGUUUGCCAGCAUUGAUGCGGAGAUUAAGUUUCUGGAAUUCAUCAUGCAGCUAUUCAAUCUGACCUUCAAGCACCUGAAGCUGACCACAUCGCUGGGCAGCGUCGUCCACGUGCAGGGCCAUGAGAUACGGUGCGGCAAGCCGAUUCGGGUAACGGAAUGGCAUGAUUACUAUGCCAACGAGAGCUAUGCGAUGCGGGAUGAUGGAGUGCGCAUGGUCUGGACACAUGAUUCGCUGCGCUGCUAUCACAGCGAUGGCACCUUGAUCACCACCAGAACAACAGCGCAUUGGGAUCAGGGCAUUGCCGAGGACGACAUUGAUAAGCAAAUCAGUUCGAGCAGCUCUCAUUUGACAAGGAAGAAGCAAAAAGAUACCGAUGUGGAUUCGGAUGUGGAGACCAUCUAUAUAAAUGUACCAGGCGGUAGCUCGUUUGUGGAGCAUCAGGUAUCAAAUCACUCAGUUCAGUCAACAUCGAAAGACGAGGAAGUCGAGUUUGUACAGGAAAUCGAGCCAGAGGAUAUGUAUGUAUAUGAUCAUAGCUUCACAGCUUACGAGCCCGAUGAGUAUUUGAUCGAGAACAAGUAUUACGCCGGCACCAAAUUCAAUUUUACGCACAUCAAUAAGGCAGAUCUGAAGUUGGAUACGACCAUCUAUGCCACUGACAAUUUACAAGUUCGCAUCUAUAAAUUGGAGGAGGAGUCGAUGCGAGAAAAUAUGCAGGAUAUCGAAGAGGAAACCAUAUGCGAUGAUACAUCCUCCGAGCCCGAUCCCGACGAAUGGACCAAAUAUACCGGUGGCAAGAGAACACUUAAAUUUCCAUAUCAGAGCGCCGCGGUGACCAUUCAAGCACCCAAUAUUCAAAUCGAUAUGCUAAUGGAUCGUUUGGAGAUUGUAGCGAAUUUGCGUAAAUUUAACUGCGAUGAUAAUACUUAUGUAGAGCGCGACAACAUUCAGCUAAACGUGGAUUUGCAAAAGAGUUUGACAAACGCAUUUCAGUCCUGGGUUGAAGAGUUUCACCAGUUUAUCAAAUGCUCCUGCGCCAAAUGGCGCACCGUCUACUUUGUGGAGGCCACUCUGGACGACUGUCGUAAGAAGGGUAUCGAGCUAAUGAAGGCCGUCCCUCCAAUGGGCUCAUUUAAUUUUUGUGCGGGCAACUUUUUUAUUGAUCCCGUGGAACUGAAAUCGAUGUCGAGCAAAAUGGAAACCAAAUUAAAGUUUUACGAUCAGGAUAUGCUCAAGUUUCCACGAUUUCCCACCAAGACGGAAACGCCCAACGUCCCACAAUUCGCCACUGUAAUGAGCACAAGAAUCUUUGUGGAAAUACCUGCCCAGCUGGCCUAUACAGAUCGCAUCCAUUUGUUUCUGGAUCCCUUCGAGAAAAUCAAGUUCCGCAAGCUCAAGCAUCGCUUCAGCGAAGCGCUCAUCUUCCACUUGCAUCCUCAUCUACGCGGUCUCGUCCACAAGGAGAUCAGCAACCGCAGCUGGCGCAACUAUCAUCUGGAGAACAAGCGGCGUAUGUUUCAGGAGCAGCAACGUCUCAGCCUCUAUGUGGCGAUGCUGCGACACAAGGUCUAUCCGAAUUACUUCCAGUUCAAGGAUCGCUAUCAUUAUCAUGUGCGCAAUAUUGAUUUCUUCGAGUUCAUGACCACCAAAUGCACCGAGAAAUCGCAUUUUGAGCGCUUUAGUGAGGCCCAGCAGGUAAGCAAGUCGAUAAUAGUAACAGAAAAGGAUCAAGGACAGCCAAACAAGGAUCCGCCCCUCUCUAAAUCUCGCCGCAAAAAGUGUUUGUGUCCCAAAUACUUGAACUCUCUCAAAUAGAAAACAAUUUGUGUUUAGCCGA